UAAAUUACCUACACGGGGAAGACGAAACAAACCUGGAUUCAGUUGUAUUCAUCGAGGCGGGCUUAUCUCUUUAGACCGUGUUAAUUUUAGACCCGGUUCUUUCUUUCUAAUUCUAGAUUCACCACUUUUUUUUUCUUCUUUCCCCAAUCUUUCUCUCUCAGCCCUUCGCAUCUUCUCAGCUGGGGGACACGCUACCACCCGGCAGGCUCAACCUCACGCAAACAAACCGACUAAACGUUUUUAGGUUCAUUAUUCUAGAGGUUUGCUACCAGUAGCCGGACAUUUUAAGGGGAUUUGCGGCGUGGGUGGUUAGCAACGGGUUUUUUUCUCUCUUGUGUCGGUCGCUGCUGGAGGAGGAGGGGCUGGUUGGCUGGUGAGGCUUGCCAAGCUAGCGAGCGGCGCUACGCAGACUGGCUAAACAAGUUUAAAAAGAUUCGUUAAGCUGCUGCUGUGAGGGGGGGAAACGAGAGAAAAGGUUAAAAAAAAAAAAAAAAAAGAAGUAGAGGAAAUCCCCCGAAAGGAAAUGCCAAUCGCAGCCGCUGGACAGCCAACGACCCAGGAGCCCAGAAUCUGCCCCCGGCUGCCCUCCUCCCCGGAGCCUGUCCCUAAAGGGGCUGAUUUAUUCGAAGAGGCGGGGGCGGCGGGAUCGGCGGAGCGUACAGAGUACGGGGCCGCCGAGGGGGGCCGAUUGGGGCUGGGGGGCUUCGGUUUCAGCCACAGCGGCGCUAGGAGCUUUGCACAGCCCGGAUCCACCAGCGGCUCUCCGCCGCAGUCUCCUGCCGCCUCCCCCUCCUCCCCUUUCCUCCUCCAUCUCUCUCACCCGCACCAAAUGGCUAUGGAGCCUCCACGGACUAGAUCGCGCUCUCGGUCUGGAUACUUCCAGCAGUACGGUGUUGGAAGUAACAACAGCGGAGUGACAGUGUCCAGCCCCCAUCUCCACCACCACCUCCAGCAGCAGCAGGUCGGUCACCAAGAGAACCAGCAGAGAGCUCCAGGAAGCAACGCCUCCCCCGGUAUUCACAGACUCCCCUCCGUGCCAGGAGUUCACCACGUCCCGAUGGCAGGAGCCUCUGGUGGAGCCUAUCACUGCCAUCCUGACCAUGCAUAUGGAGAGGAGAGUGAUAAGAGUGAGGAAAGCCCCAGUCCAAAGCGCCAGAGGCUGUCCAGUCAGUCCGUUUUAGAACAGCUGACCUCAUCUGUGCCCCUGCCAUCUACGCCUUCUCCCCCCAUCCGCCCGUGGGAGUCAGGACCUCCAAGUCGGAGGCAGCCUCACCCUCACACACACUACCACCAGGAGAGGUGCCUCACUCCUCCACGGCUCAGGCGCAGCCCACCAGCAAGGCGUCAACGUGGCCGUCUCACCAGACCCUCCCGCCACUUGCCUCUUCAUCACCACCCCUCUGCUCAAGGGCCUACCCCUCGCCUGUCACCAUCUGAGCUCCGGGAUGAAAACUACCACAACCCGCUUCCCUCCACGCAUCAGACGUACCCUGCACACACUCCAAGCACUUAUUCUCUGCCUCCAACAGCCGCCGGAGGAGGCAGAGGUUCAGAGGAGCCCCGAGCCUUCCACCCCCCCACAUUACCGUCACAGCUGUUGCACCAUGCUGCCCACCACCAUGCCCAUCAUCAUCAGCAACAACAUCACGCAACACAACAGCAUCAAGGCGCCAUGGUCUUGGACUUGCAUGAUCGGCUGCAGCAAGGCAACGUACCAGUCUCCUACACAGUGACCCCUGUGCCUCCCCAUGGCCUGGCAGCACCAUUGUGUAGCAGUCAGCACAUCCCCCCUUCCUGCUCCUCUCAGCAGCAGGUCCCAGCCUGCAGUGUGGUCUUCAGCACUGGACAACACUACCAUCCGAUGUUACAGGCAUGUUCAAUGCAUCACUUGCCGGUUUCCUAUGCUUUCCCCUCACUGCUGUCUAGUGACCAUCAGUUCCUGAUCUCUCCUCCACCUCAUCUCCCCCAUCACCCGCCCCACCUGCCCACACAGUUCUUGCCUUUCCAGACUCAACAGCCGCGGUCGCCCUUACAGAGAAUCGAAAACGAGGUUGACAUUGUGGGAGAUCAGCUUCCCGUAGGAGGAAACUUCAGCUAUGCCCACCAUCACCACCACCAGCCUCCUUCCACUCUGCCUCCUUCUACGCCACUCCAGUUCCUUUCCCACCAUGACCCCCUGUCACAAGAGCUUUUCACAGUGCCAUAUCCCCAUUUUAUGCCUCGGCGAUUUGCAAGUCGUCGUUACCGCUCACAGCAGGCUGUGCCGCCGUCUCCCUACCACCCAAGUUUCCUACCCUAUUUCCUGUCAAUGCUUCCUGUUCCGCCAAAUGUGACUCCUGCCAUCAGCCUAGAGUUGGAUGUGGAUGAUGGAGAGGUGGAAAAUUAUGAGGCCCUGUUGAACCUGGCCGAGCGUCUGGGGGAGGCUAAACCCAGGGGUCUAACCAAAGCAGAUAUCGAACAGCUUCCUUCAUACAGGUUUAACCCCAACAACCAUCAGUCUGAGCAAACACUAUGCGUCGUAUGCAUGUGUGACUUUGAGUCCCGUCAGCUCCUCCGAGUCCUCCCCUGUAAUCAUGAGUUCCACGCCAAGUGUGUUGACAAGUGGCUUAAGGCGAACCGUACCUGUCCUAUCUGUCGAGCCGAUGCUUCAGAGGUCCAGCGGGACUCAGAGUGACCGCUAGUCAACAAUUUCCCAUUCCGUUCAAUAUGUGAACUCAUUCAUUUUGGCACAUGACUGGGAUCACUGCACAGAAAUAAAUACCUAUUUAAAUGUCAUCAUGAAUAUUUCUUAAUUGAAGUGACCAUAAGAACAGAAGACCGGUGUGAUUGUUUUAAGAGGUUUUGCUGAAAGUUGACUUUCUAAAGAUUACGACAUUUCUACCAUCAUAGUCCAGCAGUUGUAACUUGUUGUUUAGAAGCCAUUUUUUCUGCUCUUUUUAAUUGGUCUGAGUUGAAAUCUAAUUUUAUUUCUCUUUAUUCUUGAUUUCUUGAGUCAAAUCCACCUGUUUGGUGGUUAACAUAGUUAUUAGUUUUCCACCAGAACGAGUCAAUGUGAUUCUGUUGGUCAAAGUUUCUCAUUGGAUAAUACUUAACCUACAGAUUUUGAAAUGGUUUCAUCAGAUUGAUUUUUGACUCAGGGCAUCAAGAAUAUCUACGCAGCUUUUAGGACAUUUCUAAAGUGAUUAUCUAACCUCAGAAAAUUCAGAUUCCCUUCACAUCACAUCUUCAAGCUAGGGCUGGGGGAUAAGCUGGAUUUUAAAUGUAACCGUCAUUCACUACGAUAACCGGUGAUAAUUUUCCUAUGUUGGUAAAAGAAAUAACCUAAUCCUGUGUGCGCUGGUGGCUGGUAUUUCCUUCCCCUUUAAGACACUGCAGUAUGUUUGUGGUCGCGUGACUCCGCCGAUCCAGUCAGAACAGACAAAGAGAAUAGUGGAUGAGACCAGUGAAGAAGCGUCUUAACACAGCUGUAAACAAAACCACAUCAGUUAAUCCUGUGUAGCCAAACGAGAGCAUAGAUUAAGCUGAGUGCAGAGAAAAGGUCGAGAGCGCGUUGUCAGAGUUGAGCGUGCAACAGACCGGUUUUGAGCGAGGGUAUGCAAGUUUAAACGAUGCACAUUGUUCUCACUGCACGCUCAGUUCGGUGGCAUCAAAAUCACGCCAUAGAUGUUGAGCAAAAGAACACAAAAUGCAAAGUUUGUCUGAAAGCUGUCGGGACUACACAGAGUAACACAUCCAAACUCCACCACCUACAGCACAGCCACGCUGUUCAGUUUAAAGAUGUGCAAAAUGCUCCAUUACUUUUGCGCAAAAAUAAAUAAAUAAUAAGUAGAUCAGUUGCAUUUCCUGCACAUGCCUUUAUUUCUGAUAGAGGAGCCUAGAGGAUUAUCGUGCAUUUAUCUUUAUCGAGGUAAAACUGCCCAAUUUGAGGUCAUAUCUCCCAGCCCUACUUGAAGCAGACAUCGACAUGGCCGCCUUUCUCAUUUGAUGCUAAGCUAUUUCUUCACUUUCCUCAAUAUUAGGAAGUUUUUGCACUUGGAGCAAGCCUGUGGAAUACAACAGAAUUUUAAAUCAGGCGGAAUCAUCUAUCUCUUCUAAAUUCUUAAUUUCUCAAAGAUCUUUAUGAUUGGAACAAAUUUAAAUACGUUAUUGUCUGACGAUUGCCUUUUGUGUAGUUGGCAACCCAGUUAAUUUUUGCACCUCUUACCAGCAACAACUUUCACACUUUUUACGUCUUAACUAUCUACUGUAUUUCAGAUUAUGGGUCGCAGCCCUUUACAGAAAUUUAAGGCUUUUAUUACUUUCUUCACAUUCUGG
Molecule: messenger RNA, 4314 nt
Organism: Cyprinodon variegatus (sheepshead minnow)
Lineage: Eukaryota; Metazoa; Chordata; Actinopteri; Cyprinodontiformes; Cyprinodontidae
Gene: rnf38
Product: E3 ubiquitin-protein ligase RNF38-like
Exons: 13
Coding region: 524-2674 (716 amino acids)
Source: RefSeq, a predicted model, not a curated record